ACAAACAGACCCCACACAUCAUCGAAAUCAAACAGAACAGUAACAGAAUCUCAAACACCAAGACGGAUUACAGUAUACCCUUUUAACAUCAGAGCACUACCGCCUAACAGACCAAACGGAGGAACGUUAAAACAAUGACCAUGGAUGAAAUUGGACAAAAGCUCAAUUCCUCCAGUGAAACAUCCAAAGAGGAUGCGUUAAGAAGCAACCCGACUAUUGAUUACUUUGAAGAUGCUGAAGAAAUACCCACAUAGGACCAUAUGAACCGUUCCUUGAGGAACGGUCGACCGCCGGGAUAUGGAGAUGUAGAAGAGCUACAAACGGUUGACUUAGUGGACCGUGCUGAUGACCACGGUCGACCGUCGGAAAGGCAGUAUGACGGGUCUUCAGGAGAUAAAUCGACGGUCGACCGCCACAUGGAGGAUGGUCGACCGUCCUUGAGGCAGAAAAUUGAUGAUCCAGCGCAGCUACAGAAGGUCGACCGUGCCACCGAUUUCGGUCGAUCGUCCACUUCUCAGCAAGCAGUGGAGACCCUGGGGCAUAGUCAAUGGGAAAGACGUCCAAAUGUGAGGCUUGCGGAUUAUGUUACACAUGUUAUUAAAUCACAUAUCGGAGAAAGAUGCAGAUAUCCACUCUCCUCAUAUGUCACGUAUGAGAAGUUCUCUUAUAAGCACAAGUGUUUUUUCACAGCACUUGACGAGGAAGUGGAGCCCACGAGUUUCGAAAAGGCAUUCCAGGAUGAACGAUGGAGCGAAGGGGGUUCCGCCAUAACAGCCACCCUCUCCGGGCGGCAAGGUUUCAGUGGUGGAGCGAGCCAGGUGCAAGGCUUCGGCGGCGGGAGAGGUCAGCAGCUCAGCUACAGCAGCGGCGGCAGCGGGAAGUCCCAGGGCAGCGGCGGCUGCCGUGGACAGACGGCUGAUGGUCGCGGAGUUCGCCUGGUGCGCGGUCGCGAUCGAGGUAAGGGAAAUCUUACUCGUAUCUAUGACGUAUGUAAGGCUUUCUAUCGGGCAGACCAACAAGAUCAAUCUCUUCAAGCAUUUUUCAUGGACUUCAAGAAGACAUAUGAGGCCUUAAAUUCAUUGAUGCCCUUCACUCUAGAUGUCAAAACUCAGCAACAACGGCAAGAGCAGAUGGCAAUAAUGAGUUUCUUGGCAGGCUUGGCCACGAGAUUUGAGGCUGCCCGAGAAAGGGUCUUUGCAGACUCUGAGGUUCCCAGUCUAUAGGAUGGGUACUCACGGAUUCAACGUAGUGAAAGUGUAAAACCCAUAUAGCCUUCAGAUAAUCAGAUGGGGCCCCCAAGAAUGCUCUUAUAAGUCAGAGGAUGCAAAUUGAGUCACCAAAGCAACCAUAUAAGUCAUUCGUUCAUAGUGGCACCCCAUAGAAUCAAGAGCCCAUAAUCUG
This is a messenger RNA of Cuscuta campestris, 1401 nucleotides long. The record is from the annotation of a GenBank genome assembly. Lineage: Eukaryota; Viridiplantae; Streptophyta; Magnoliopsida; Solanales; Convolvulaceae.